ACACACACACACACACACACACAGGCAGCCGGUGUUUGUGUUGACGGAGGCGCCGCUCGUGCAUUGAAGAGGAACCUCGUCAUAAUAUUACAGAGAGUUGCUGGUCCUUCUUAUCUGGAGAUAUAAUUGUCUAGAGGGAACCAUUCAGAAAUGUGGAUGAGUACAUUUGCACGUCUCGCCCUGCCUGCCCUGCAGAGGAGCACCUCUGCCAUGGCCUGCCAGGCUCUGAGGGCUAUUGGUAGACCAGGAUGGGCUGCAGGUCCACUACCCUCUUGUCUGGCCUUAGUGCAGCUUCGUGGGCACCAGACACUUGGGUCUGCCUCCCUCCCUCUUGCUCACCACUCAGUGAGGCAUGUCCGGGCUCUGAAUGAGGAGAGGAUGGUGGAGGUGGAGUGGGAGGAUGGAGGCAGCAGUCUGUACCCAUUCACAUGGCUGAGAGACAACUGCCAGUGUCCACUGUGUACCCUGCAGUCUGCUCAGGCCCGGAAACUGUUGACGGUUGAUCUUGAUAUCCACACAGGAAUCGAUGCUGUGGAGGUCAACAAAGACAACAAGGUGUCCAUUGUGUGGCCCGACCAGCACACCAGUGUGUUUGACGCAGACUGGCUAAAGAGACGCUGCUUCUCUCCUGCUGCCAGACAAGCAUUGAAAGAAGAGCUUUUCCUUACCGAGCGUUAUUACUGGGAUUCCAAACUGCGCUUACCCACGGCCGACUUCCAGGAAGUCCUCCACGACGAUAAGGCGGCGCUGGCCUGGUUCCUGGCGUUGCGUCGCGUUGGCAUCGCGUACCUGAAGGGGGCUCCGACAGAGCGAGGCCAAGUGGCCAGACUCGGUGAGAGGAUUGGCUAUCUCAGGCUGACAUAUUACGGGAACACAUGGCAAGUCCAGGACAAAUUCAUGGCGAACAAUGUAGCCUACACCACAGGACGGCUCAGUCUCCAUACAGACUACCCUGCACUACACUACUCACCUGGAGUGCAGGUCCUGCACUGCAUCAGCCAGGCUGAGGAGGGAGGGGAGAGCGAGGCAGUGGAUGGCUUCCACAUGGCCGAGCAGCUGAAGAAAGAAGACCCAGAGGCCUUCAGGACACUCACUUCGCUCUACGUAGACUUCACCGACCAGGGGGUCGACUACUGCGACUUCCUGCUGCAUUCCAAGAAACGCAUCAUCGACAUUGAUGCAGAGGGCCAAGUUGUCAGGAUAAACUGCAACAACGCCACCAGAGAUUCAGUGCUGGACCUCCCAUUACAUCAGGUUCAGCCCUUCUACAGAGCGCUGAAGGCUUUUGAGAGUAUUUUGAGCCGACCGGAGAACGUGGUCACAUACAGGAUGGAGCCAGGCGACAUUGCGACCUUUGAUAACUGGCGUCUGCUGCAUGGGCGGAAGAAGUACGUCAGCAAUCCAAACAUGACGCGACACCUCGAGGGCGCCUACCUGGACUGGGACGAAGUCAUGUCUCGUCUCCGGUUACUCCGCAACUCCGUGCAGGGGAACAUUUGAGGUGUGGAAAUGCAGCCAAAUUUAUUAAAAAAAAGGUGUCUUCACAGCCUUUGCAGGGAAUCUAAACAGCUUUAAACUGCCAGUUGAGCUAAAUGUUGCUUCUUAAAUGUUCUGGGCAGAGGGCAAUGACAUUAAACUAUCUGACAACAGAAAAGCUAAAUUUUCAGCUCUGAACUAGCCGAGCAUCAAAUCAUAAAUUGCUGAGGAUGCUUCCCAAAAUCUGCAGUUUAAAUUAUGUCUUUUCAAACGUGCAGCAUGGUGCAACAAUGCAAUGCAAAAAUAAUGAAUACCUUGCUUUUGGAUUCAGUCAUAGUGACAAAUAAGUUUUAUAAACUUAAACUUAAGAAGUUUUAUACAUUUUCCUACAUUAUGUGUGAAUUGAUAUUUUUUUUAAAGAUCAUUUCCAGUUCUCUGGUUAAAUAUUUGACAUACAGCCUGGCUGCCUUAAAAAACUUUUUUUUAAAAAUCACUCCCUGUUCACAAUAAAACUCACUCCAACCAGUAAUUCAGGAAAUAUCAACUAACUUAACAGUUCACCACUUUAUCUCUGCUAGUUUCUUUCUACCUCUCCUGUUCAGUCCUGUGUCUACACAAAGGGUGGACUCUGAAUGAAAAUGUCGAAGUCUGAAUUAAAAAUUGCCUUAAGCUAACAGUACAGUACAGCUGUACUACAAGUGGCAGUGUGAAGUAUCUGCAGUUGUAAAUUUAAAAGGACGGCUCAAGCAAAUUACAAAGAUGUAUGCACUUUCCACUUUAACCUUAGACAGAAUUUUUCGGUUUUAUUUGCUGAUAUGAGGUACUCAGCUCUGUUGUUGUGCAGUAAAAAAAACAUGCAUUUCAAGAUUUUUUAAAUUGUUUUUUGAACUAAUUGAAGAAUUAAACUCUCUUCGACAUAAAUAAACCAUGCAAAUUCCGUUGGUUUAUCUGAAAAAUAUAGUCAUUAAGCUGAAAACUAAGGAGCCCUUUAAGGGUCAAAGCUCUGUUGAAAACCAGCCUAAAUCUAAAAAAAUAAAAAUAAUAAAGACGACAAUACACAUUUAAAAUACCUGAAUGUGAUUGGUGGUGCACAAAAUAAAUUUUCAUUCACCCUAAAAGUUUCAGACGAAGGUAUCCUGAAGAUCCAAGAUUCAAAACUUUCUGUAUGGUAACCAGGGUGAAGUGACAAAACAAUUUUUGUAAUAUGAAUAAACUAUGGAAGCCCAUUUCCACCAGUGUUUGUGAAAAAAACAAAACACAAACCUGUAAGUCAUUAGAAUCACCAACUUUCUAAAACUAAUGACAACUUAUUAGGGGUGUCGUGAUAUAACGGUAUGGACAGUUACUGUAAAAAUGAAAUAUGAUUAUUGAAUUUUCUGCCUUUUUUGGGCAAAUUAAUUGCAAAGUAAAUGACAGAUGUUUUUUUGGAUCGCAAAAUAAUUUGGUAUCCAAGCAUAAUGAGAAACUUGUUUAAAUUGAGUAAUUUUGCCAAAGUUUGUCAUUAUUUUGCAAAGCUAACUUAUUUCUUUUUUUUUUAGACAAAUUGUUUUGUAUCCAUUAUUGGCAGAAAUGUGCUUCCAUAGUAAACUGAUCCUUCAAUUUACCUAUACACUGUUUUAAUGUUAUUAAACAGCACAAUGUGCUCGUGAUUCCAAUACGGACAGUGUGUGAUUGAUUUAUUCUGCUUUCCUUUGAAAAAUAAUCUGCAUCUCCUUUCUUCUUUAUCUUCUUCA
Centropristis striata (black sea bass) is the source of this 3209-nucleotide messenger RNA. It is a transcript of the gene bbox1, whose product is annotated as butyrobetaine (gamma), 2-oxoglutarate dioxygenase (gamma-butyrobetaine hydroxylase) 1. The record is from RefSeq and is a predicted model, not a curated record. Gene Ontology annotation, cellular component: mitochondrion. The coding region runs from base 151 to 1500 and encodes 449 amino acids. Gene Ontology annotation, biological process: carnitine biosynthetic process. The transcript is spliced from 8 exons. Lineage: Eukaryota; Metazoa; Chordata; Actinopteri; Perciformes; Serranidae. Gene Ontology annotation, molecular function: iron ion binding; gamma-butyrobetaine dioxygenase activity.